This is a messenger RNA of Homarus americanus (American lobster), 2161 nucleotides long. RefSeq names its product EF-hand domain-containing protein D2 homolog. Gene Ontology annotation, molecular function: calcium ion binding. The transcript has 4 exons. The coding region runs from base 396 to 905 and encodes 169 amino acids. The record is from RefSeq and is a predicted model, not a curated record. Lineage: Eukaryota; Metazoa; Arthropoda; Malacostraca; Decapoda; Nephropidae.
GGCUAGGAUAUAAGCAGUGCUCACGCUCCACACAACAGCACAACAAACUAGUGGGAACUGCGAGAACGUUCGCCAGCCGUAGGUACAUUAUAAAAGGUUAAAACUGAUAAACGAUACCGCACGCGCUCAGUCUGAGAGUAGCGAGGGAGCGAGUCAGUCGGUGUUGUUUAGUGGCUGUGAGAGGGCGCUGUGCCAGGGAUCGACCGCAGCUAAGACUGCUGCUGCUGCUGCCGGGAUAUCGACGGGUCAAUGUGUCAGCCGGAGAGCGGGAGACUCUAGUGCUCAGUGUUUGAUCGGCCAGCCUCACCAUCACCCAGUGUCUCUCACACAUACUAGUGAGCAGAGAGAAGGACACCUCUUCCACCUAGUGCUAGUACCCUGCCUCAACCUUCACCAUGGGGGAUGUAAAACUCGUCACCCUGCUCGACGUUGCUAAGCAUCCAGAGUAUUCAGAGGAUGAACUCAACAAGCUCUAUUGUCUCUUCUGCCGCUAUGCUGAACCCAACACUAAGAAGGGUGCCAUUUCUCUAGACAGCUUUAAGAAGCUUCUAGAAGCACUGGAGCUAACACAGACUCAUCUAGAGGCAAAGGAGACUUAUGAUAAGGCUGCAAAGGAUGGUAAAAUCACAUUGGAGGAGUUCAUGAAGCUGGUCAAGGAUCUAACUGCCAAGACGGGCAAAAUAAACCUAGAUCUGGUGGUGAAGUUGGCAGCACAAGAGGAGGUUGAUGUUGAUGAUGUAGGUGUUGGUGGCGCUAAGAGGUUCUUUGAGGCUAAGGCACGGAUCCUGGAGGUUGGCGAUGCUGCCUACCGUGCUUUUGAAGACAAAAAGAAGGAAGAGGAAGAAAAGAAGAAGAGGCAAGAGGAAUUCAAGAAAAAGAGGGAACAGUUCCAGCAAACAGCAUAGACAAGGAGAUUAGCUGAAGGAUCACUUAUAAUCAGUAAUGUGCCAGCUACAGAUGAUGUACCCAGUAAACUAAAAGAAAAGGUAUUAGGUUAGUUUAACCAGUAAUGAAGGUAUUAUCAAACAUUGUUAUAUAUGGAAUGGUCUGUAUAUGCAGACACUAAGCAAAUUUAAGGGGAGAGAGAUUCUUGCUGUGAGUUAGAAUCUACAAAUCCGUAACAUAAAUACAGUACAGUAUAUUCUAGUAUUCUAAAUGGUCUUAAUUUAUUUAAAACUGGGUCACAUGAGGUUUUAUUAUAAAAUGUAUUUGUUAAUAGCACUAUGCCUUAAAUACUGCUUUAAUACUUAGUACAAUGAUGGUAACAGUUUAGAUGAAAGUGAUAUAUCGAUGUUAACUCUUUAAAUAUUCAGGACAACUUUUACCCUAGAUGUGCCUGGUGGUGCUAAAAAGUAUUGGCAAUUAGUAAUACAUGAUACGAAAUUAAUGAUCAAGUUUGUGUUCACUUAUUGUUAGAACAUAAAAAGUCUUGAUUUUUUUUAUAUAUUGCAAGUAUUUGUUUCAACUUUUAGAUGCAAAUGAGAGAUUUUCAGUAAAAAAGAACAUGAAGACAAACAUGAUAGCCAGGACAAAUAUAGUUAAUGACUUUUUAGAUAUAUAAACAUGUCUUUCGCAUUGCUGUGCUCUUAGUAAAUUUUUAACAGUUAUUAACAGUUUGUCCUAACUGCUAGAUGCUACAGCAUGCCCUAACAACUAGUCAUUCAUUAGUGUCAGGACACUUGCUCUUCAUCCAUUUUUGCUGCAUUGUUCUGCAGUAAGUCAGUAUCUAGUUUUGUAGCAGUUAGCCAACCACCACUUAUCACUACAUUGCACAGUUGCUAUCUUAAAUGGCUAAUAACUAUUCAGUUACUGUUGCCUGUACAACUGUUGCUCUCAUAUAAUUUAGCGUAAUGGUGUUGAGAAAUGUUCAUAUUAUUGGUAUGGAAAAUUUGAAGACAUAUUUCUUCUCAUAUGUGUGAUGCUGUACUUGAUGGACCAGAGGUUAGCCUUUCUUAAGUGUGUAAGAUAUCAUUGUAUGAUAGCAGGUAAGAUAUACAUUAAAAGGUAGUCCAUAAGAUAUACAGUAUAUGAUAUCUAGAUUUCUAAAAAAAAAAAUAAUCACCGAGUGGAGUCUUAGAGUAAUAGGAUUUUAUUGAAGUAAAUUAGCACUUGCCUGUAUCUGCGUGAUUUGUGAUAAAUGAUUCCACUUCACUUAAAAUCA